GGGCAUUUAACUUGCCAUGGAGGAAUUUAAGUCGAUAACCCCAACCACGUCUGUGGUGAAAAUUUCGGCAUGUUUGGAAAAAAUAUUUCGUAAAAUAGUUGAAAGUCGCGAGAAAAAAAUUGCCGAGCAUAAUAUAAAAGAAAUUGAAUUUUUGAAAUCACAAUGCAAAGCGGAAAAUGUACAACUUGGCUUGAUGAGCUGUCAGACGUUUGUACGUUUGGUGGAAGACGGUGUCUUGGAGGCCAAUAAUGUUUUGCCCAUGCUGUUAUCAAUGUUGCCUAAUUCCAGUCCCAUUCAAUAUACCACCAUUACAGAGGGUAUUGUCAGUCUCCUACUGCUGAAUUUGAAACGUAAGGCUGCCACGCUAAAGGAUAAGGAAAAAUUCCAAUCACAAUUUGGCCUAAAAACGCAGCAACAUCCCAUGAUUACUUUACUGCAAAAUCCAGGAGUUAACAUGAAUGACGUAGCGAAUAAAAUUAAUGGCAUUUGUAAUCAUCAUGACAAACAGAUCAAAGAAUAUAGCAUAGAAUAUUUGCGUCCAGUCUAUUUAUAUAUUUUGUGCAAUCCACAAACAUUAUCCGAUUCCAAAACGAUAUGGACCGGUCUUCUGGCAUUGAGUAAACAUCAUGUGGAGGCAAAGACCUUAAUGCAAGAAGUCUUGUCGUGGAGUAAAAUAACAACAUCCCAAAAUUGCCUGUUCACAUCUACCUUGCUCAUCGAAGCCAUUGAACAUUUCUUAAGCCAAAAAGAUUUCAAACAAUCCAUUGAGUUAUCGGUAUUUCAAAUGUUGGUUGUAAAUCAUUUGGUCAAGUUCGGUAUAGAUCCGCGACCCAGUUUACAUUGUACUCUGAGAGUUUUGCACUCGACACGCGAACAUUCACAGAGCCAUUAUAAUGUUAUGUUGGUCCUGCUCUCGGAAAGUUUACAUUUGCUAUCACCCAUCUAUUUGCCCGACCUGCUGCGUAUCAUCUCCUUUAUUGUGGUUCAGGAAAACUGUGGGCAUCAAUACAUUCUGAACAUGUGUCUAGAUGGUAUCAUCCAGUGGAUGUCUCAGACUGCAUUCAUACCUGCAGAUGGUCUGGCCAUAGCACAUCAAAUUGUACGUAAAAUAUUGGAUGUCAUAAAGGGUAAAGCCACCACCACACCUGUACAAACUAAAAACUUUGAGACGGCAACCAUCCGAUAUUUCCACCCAGAUAUAGCAAUGGCAUUUGAUUUGGCCAAACUGGUGGAAUCAUAUGAUGAAUCAGAAGAUAAAGAUGUUUAUACAUUUGUCGAUACGCUUAAUGUUAAGGCGAACACGACAUUUUGUCAGCGUUUACAUUUAUUUUUGCGUGCCUUAUUUCUGUCGCGCGAACCAUCCGUGGAUUGUUGGUUUAAAAUCUACGAAGUUAUUUUGGAAAUAAUAAAAGUUAAUGGCGAUAUUGCAUAUGAUUUCCUUAUGACUUAUAUUUUCAAAUUGGCCGGUGAACAUAAUCCUGAAUUGCAAAUGGAACUUUUAAGAGGUUUGCCAAAUUUUGCCAUAUCGAAGGACAAUAUACCCAUGAUAUUGAAUACCAUACGCAAUUUGUGUAGCUAUAAUCCAACCUUUAGCAUGGACUUGUAUUUGAAACUUUGGCGUGUGGAAUCACGAACCUAUCCGUUUUUGGUGAAGUUGCUGUCCUUGCCUUCCAAAGAUGUCAAAUGUAAUAAAUGGGAAUUCGAUGUGGCAAAAACAUAUACCAUUCGUGAAAUAUGCUAUGAAAAACCCACACAACACGGUUCCGAUUUGGUAUCCCACCUCUCAGAUAUUCUCAACACCUGUACAGAUGAUGCUGGCGAUUUACCAACCUCCCUAGCCCUAGAUGCUAUUGUAGCAUUGUGUGACAGUAAUACCGUUAAUAUAACCUCAACAUGGCGUGUAUUGAGUAGUAAAUUCCGACAUGAAAAACGACCCAGGGCUCUGAAGUCGUUAUACAAAUUCUUUGCUCAUGUUCCAUUACUACAAACUCCCACAUUGGAAUUUGAACAACUGGUUGAUGAAGCUCUCGAUCAAUUAUGGUUAACCAUAAGUCGUUCUGAUAGUGAUCCGGAGAUGAUACGUGAAGCUUUGGAAGCCCUUAAACACUAUGAAAUCGGUACACUAUUGACCCUUAAACAUAUACCACCACAAUUCAGGCAUGAUUUACAUGUUGCACGAGAAUAUAAAGGACCGAAUGGUCGAGAAGUAGUGGAUCUCGAGCAGGAAAUGAUACCCGGAGAAGUAUGGGUACAAUUGUUGCAAAAGAUACGCCCCGAAUGUGGAGCAGCGGCUGCUGAUUUAAUUGCUCAUUAUAUUUAUGGUGAAAUAAAUGAAUUCCGUGGUGGACUUUAUCGUCUGCCAGAUGGCAAGCCCGAACCUCGUAAACUACAGGGCUUAUAUCCACAAAGUCCUUUGCGUGCAAUUGUCAGUUAUUUGGUUAAUCAAUCGCGUUAUGGAGAUCAUGUUGCUGAACCCAUCGCCGUCACCAAUGCUCUGAGAGCUAUAUCGAAAAAGUUCCCUAAGCCCAUACCACCGGUAGAUUGGAGUUUCCUCCAUUCCUUUUUCCAUUUGUCGUUUGACACCAGAAAAUAUUGUAUCCUUAUAGCGAAAAAUCAGCUAUUACAUUCCGGCACCGCUAAACGUUUAUUGGAGAAUUUCCUCAUGGAAUUCGAACCAAAUUGUUUCGAAGAAGAUUUGUUGCUGUUGUUCUCUUUAUUGCCGGAAAUCUCCAAUGGUGUUAGUUUGACCAUAUUGAAAAAUUUUGCAGAAAAAGUUGCCGUGUACUGUUUUAAAGAAUCCCAGCUGGCUGGUUUUAAUGAAGGAUGCCUCUUUGAGAAAUUUAUGGAUAGUGUGAAAUAUAUUUUCAUGGGCAAAUGUGAGAUACCAGAAGUGUUGGAUAUAUUCACGUUGAUUGUUGAACGUUAUAUGGAUUCCAUGGAUAUCGAUUCGAAACUAUUUCAACGUUAUACUGAAGCUGUGGCAGUCUUACCUAACAAUGCCAUUGAUGGUCUCACUUUGCCUUCCAACUGGUGGGAAACACCCAUUGGGAAAUUGAAAAAGGCAACAGUGAUACGUUCGUAUUUGGUAUUGUAUAAUGGAAAUCUGAAUAAUCCUCUGAAAUGGCUUAAUCCCAUCAUUGAUGCCUAUGCCACACGCAAAGAAGAUCAAUUGUUUUUCUUUAGACACUUAACCUCAGUGCUGUAUGCCUUCAACAGCGAUGAACAGUCCUGUAAUUGGAUAAUGGAAAUGUUUAUACAAAUUCAAGCUCUCUUGGCGGAAUCAUCGAAUAAAGAGAAAUUGGAAAAGGUUUUGUAUUUAUUAGAUAUUUUCAUACUGUCCGUGGAUGUGUUAUCCGGUUGUGCUGUGCUAUUGGGUAAUUUAGAUGUUGUAGCUACACAGCGCAACGAAAGAUUCCAAAUAUUUCCAGAGAGUAUGCAAUUCUUGUGUGAUCACAUCUUUUGGAAAGAUCAAGAAGCGAAGAUUUAUGAGUUCCUUUAUAAUCUCUACAAGAACCCAGUUAUACCCGAGAUUUAUACUUCCAUUUUCAAAGACGCCAUUAUAUGUUCCCGCAACAAGCCUUACUUUGAUGCCAAGGGUAUUUGGACAAAAUAUGUUGGCAUGCGAAAAUGAGUUUUGGAUGUG
Messenger RNA from Musca vetustissima, 3643 nucleotides. RefSeq names its product focadhesin. NCBI's taxonomy places the organism in Eukaryota, Metazoa, Arthropoda, Insecta, Diptera, Muscidae. The transcript has 6 exons. Gene Ontology annotation, biological process: regulation of post-transcriptional gene silencing. Bases 17 to 3631 code for a protein of 1204 amino acids. The record is from RefSeq and is a predicted model, not a curated record.